AUGACUGAGGCCCUUAACCGCAAGUUUGAUCUCCUGUUGAGGAGUGGCACUUGCUCGCCGUACCUCCUCGAUGUGGUGACGUUGCUUGUGGCACACGCCAAUGACACCGAGUUACUCAAAAAAGAGCUGCGUUCCGCGCCCUUUGACAAUGCCGUACCUCCAAAGGCACAACGCAUACCGAAUGCCUCCGCCGACCAUGUGGGUGCUGCGCCACAACCAGCAAUCGUCUCCCUGGUGCCCCGCCAAAGUGAAGUUGGGGUUUCUGUAGAAGUGGAACAGGCGGCAUUAAGUGCGAAGGAGAGUGUUCUUCUUGCGGCAGAGACCUCACUGCGCUCGUACGCAGCAGACCUAAAGAAAAUUAACGAUAUCGCCAUUGCCACAAGCUCUAAGAGUCUACGCGAGUUGAAGACCAGCACCUCCACCGACAUGUCAGCUUUCCGAGACCGCGUGGUUAGAGAUACUGUUGAGCAGACACGAGAAGAGUUGGACUCGCUACGCAUGGGUUGGCUAGAGUCAAUGGACAAGGAUGUGGAACGUCUCAAGGCGGAGAUUCAUCAGAUGGGCCUCACAACGCAGAACGAGCUUAGAAGAAUUGUGGAGGGGUGCAAUGUUUUUAUAUCGAAAGGAUUCAAACUGCUCAAGGCAGAGCCAUUAGUAGAUGUGCAUUGUGCUAUGGCACAGUCUGCAUUGUCAGCGGAGCGCGUAGAACUUGUGGAGCGGCAAAUCGUUCCACGGGCUGAGAUUGACGUGCUGUGUGAGCGAGUAAAGAGCGUUGAGCGCGUCAUUGCGCAGAUGGUGAACGAUGCGCGGGUUCCUGCAGUGUCAUGUGUUGGUGCUGCACUCUUGCCACUUGCGGAGUCGUUGAGCAAUGAGGGAGCUGCCGCGGAUCCCGAGGACGCGAAACCGUUGGGGCUGCAGCUGCGGGACGGCGGGGAUGAAGUGGAGGGUGUAAUUAUCACGGAGGUGACACCGAACUCAUCCACAGAAAAGGCCAAGAUUGGAGUCGGCUGCAUUAUUUCCCACGUUGGACGAACAUACGUCUCACGAAAAAGUGACUUCGCCGCCGCUGUUCAGCAGGCUGGAUCUGUGGUGAAACUUACUGUGUACGAUCCACAAACAGCAAGGGUUCGAAUUGUUACUGUAGAGCGCUGA
Molecule: messenger RNA, 1152 nt
Organism: Trypanosoma grayi
Lineage: Eukaryota; Euglenozoa; Kinetoplastea; Trypanosomatida; Trypanosomatidae
Exons: 1
Coding region: 1-1152 (383 amino acids)
Molecular function (GO): protein binding
Source: RefSeq, a predicted model, not a curated record